AUGGCGUCCCGCGCUACUCUUUUCAUGACGCCGGCGGAGACCGAGCGGAUACAAAAGACAGCCCAGGAACAUGUCCGGAAACGCCAGGGGCAGGCUGGCCAGCCUCGAGAGGCCCAUGACACGAAGGCCCUGGUCCAGCAAGCCGUUGGUAAGUCCGUGAUGGAUGACUUUGCAGCGGCAGCGUUAGAUUUGGGUACACUGCCAAAGGACAAGAGCGAGGAUACCGUGCCAGCAUAUGCGGUUGGCUGUCAAUAUCUGCCCUGCACAACCAGCCUGGCGGAUCUAGAGCCCAUCAAGUUAUCAGACCUUCGUAUGGAAACGCACCAUCGCGGCCGAGUGCUCUCUCUCCGCCGUAUCUCCCCAGUGGUCAAGCUAAGGUCGUCUAGCUGGACUAUCGUGCAGGAAGCAGGCUCGGAUGAUGCAGACAGGCUUGAGCUAUCCCUCCACAACACAAGAAAUGGAGAAGAUAUAUUAGACUCCGCCUCAGCGUUCUUCAUUAAGGAGCCUUAUUAUACCCUUAAUACCAAUCAUGAAUCUGUGAUUCGCGUCGACCACCCCUCGGAUAUGAUCAUUACCACUUACAGUGACAACCCAUCCUCGUGGAGGAAUAACACAGGCAACAAGGACUCGGCAUCCACUGCCUCUAAAUCAGCCACCCAGUGUAAGGAAGAAGGAAAUGCUGCUCUUGGGAAGAAAGCAUACUGGAGGGCCCACGCCUGCUACUCUGAUGGUUUAAAAUCAAUUCCAAAAGACGAUGAUAGCACACUGCGUAAGGAUAUCUAUCGAAACCGUUCUUACGUCAACCUUCUCCUGCAACGUUACGACGAGGCGAUAUCUGACGCAUUCGCCUCUCUCACUCAUGGAACUGAAGAGGAACAGAAGGCCCUUGAUGCAAAGGCGUAUUCCCGUGCUGGCAGUGCAGCCUACAGCCUUGGUGAUUUUCAGGCAGCCAAAGGCUUCUUUGAGGAACAAGAGAAACUCCAGCCGGACGAUAGACUGGUCAAGAUUAACCUGAAAAGAAUAAAACUGCGUUCCCAAGAGAAGGAAUCAGGCACAUAUGAUCUACAAAAAGUGGCAUCCAGCCUUUCAAAAUUGCAGGGCCGAGCCGAUGUCGCAAGCUACUAUGGAUUCACUGAAAUCAAGGAAAGCCCUGGAGCCGGACGUGGGCUUUUUGCCACGCGUGAUAUAGAACCUAACGAAACAAUCAUGUACGAGAAAGCGUUCUGCGUCGUCUGGAGCCACGACCCGGAGGCAAUGUCGUGUCUGACCAUUGAUAUGCGAGACAAUGCUAAAAUCAGAGUAUUCCCGUCUGGUCUACACAAAGCCAUAGUACAAAAACUAAUGAACAACCCUUCCCAAGUGGAACGCGUGUUGGCCCUCUGUGGAGAGUAUGAAGGGCUCGGUAACAAGCUUCGCGAAAUUGACGGUCAACCCGUCCUGGAUACUUUCCAAUUACAUGAUAUUGUCCAGCGCAACGCCUUUGGACCUGGCCAACAGACCGAAAAUGAAGAUGUCACCAACGCUAGUACCGGCCUCUGGUCUCGGGCAUCAUACAUAAACCAUUCCUGUGUCGCAAAUACUAAGAAAGACUUUAUCGGUGACCUGAUUAUCCUGCGUGCUACUCGUCGAAUUCUAGCUGGUGAGGAACUCACUCAUUGCUACGAUGAUAACAGUGAUUAUAGCACCAGGGUAGCAACUAUUGAGCGAACAUGGGGCUUUAAAUGCCAAUGCAAGCUCUGUGUUGCCGAGGAGGCUGAUGGUGAGGAAUUACGCCAAAAGCGUGCAAACCUUGAAAAGGAGGUCGGCAAUUUUAUGAAGAAAGAAAACGCACAGCAGCCAAAGAAAAUUGCCAUCAUCAGGGCCAAGCGUCUGCGUCAGAAUAUUUUGGACACGUAUGAUCAGAAUAAGUACAAGGACCUACCACGCAGAGCUCUCUUUGGCAUCGAGCAAUGGUUGCAGGCAGCUCGUGCCUUGUAG
Messenger RNA from Trichophyton rubrum CBS 118892, 1977 nucleotides. RefSeq lists its product as uncharacterized. The record is from RefSeq and is a predicted model, not a curated record. NCBI's taxonomy places the organism in Eukaryota, Fungi, Ascomycota, Eurotiomycetes, Onygenales, Arthrodermataceae. Gene Ontology annotation, molecular function: protein binding. The transcript has a single exon. Bases 1 to 1977 code for a protein of 658 amino acids.